AUGGAACACGCCAUUCUCUCUCUUCUCGACAGGUUCAAGAGGGGGGUAACCGGCGCCACGCUGACGAGACCACCGCUAGUGAAUUCGUCCAACGCGCUCGAACAGAGUUCCGAGUGCCCGAAAGACGGCAUCUCCAUGAUCGGUCGCCCAGACCGACUCAACCGAGGGGCUCCGCGGUGGAUGACUUUCACGCGUCUUCCACCCCCCUCCCCCGGCGUCCCCGGACCCCAGCCGCACAGCGGAGCCCCGCUUCCACCCCGUAUUUCAACCCCAGACGAAUACCCCCGGACCCCAGAUCCCAGCAUGGAACUUGCACCAAAUAAACAAAGCAAUGCAAAACAAGACAUCUUUUUAGCCCCGACGAGGCAUUGCUUCGAUUGGACGCCACUCGACGCCACGUCCGGAGGAACUAUAACGUAUCUGGAAGCAACGGGAAGCAAUAAGCAGCAGAAACGGUCGCCGGUAGUCCGACUCGGCCAAAUGAAAGGGUCCAUGGGGCACAUCGUGAAACCACAUGAGCAUUCGAGCGAUAGCGAUAUUUCAGCCCAGGGCUUGCUCAGAAUCGGGCUGAUGGGUAGUGCCACUAUUCUCGAAGAUGAGAGAACAGACGGGACAAACGGGUCGGAUCCCGACGAUUACGGGAGGGCGGCAGUUGCAUUAGUGAAAGGUCUGAUCGCCAAAACACAUGGCAACUCGGACUCGUGCGCAUUCGCUUGCAUUGCGUUGUUCAAGGUCAACCUAGCGAAAAGAGCAUUGCUCAUGCUAGGCGUUGAAGCCAAAGACCGUCAGGAGUACCAAGGAGAGAAGUGGCCAUGGGACGAUGACCUGAUUGUUCCCACCAAGUAUGAAGAACUUCGAAACUAG
Sodiomyces alkalinus F11 is the source of this 864-nucleotide messenger RNA. RefSeq lists its product as hypothetical. The coding region runs from base 1 to 864 and encodes 287 amino acids. The transcript has 10 exons. Lineage: Eukaryota; Fungi; Ascomycota; Sordariomycetes; Glomerellales; Plectosphaerellaceae. The record is from RefSeq and is a predicted model, not a curated record.